Messenger RNA from Staurois parvus, 425 nucleotides. Lineage: Eukaryota; Metazoa; Chordata; Amphibia; Anura; Ranidae. The record is from the annotation of a GenBank genome assembly.
AUCCCUCCAAAAUCAUUGGAUUUAGGUGUUCCAAUCAGCUCCAUGGCCACAUGUGUAUAAAAAUCAAGCACCUAGGCAUGCAGAAUGCUUCUACAAACAUUUGUGAAAGAAUGGGUCGCUCUCAGGAGCUCAGUGAAUUCAAGCGUGGUACUGUGAUAGGUUGCUACCUGUGCAAUAAGUCCAUCUGUGAAAUUUCCUUGCUACUAAAUAUUCCAUGGUCAACUGUUAGUGGUAUUAUAACAAAGUAGAAGCAACUGGGAUCAACAGCAACUGUAAAGCACGCUGCCACUGGACACUAGAGCAGUGGAGAUGUGUUCUCUGGAGUGACCAAUCACGCUUCUCUGUAUAGCAAUCCAAUCGAUGUGUCUGGGUUUGGCGGUUGCCAGGAGAAUGGUACUUGCCUGACUGCAUUGUGCCAAGUGUAA